Messenger RNA from Archocentrus centrarchus (flier cichlid), 6149 nucleotides. It is a transcript of the gene ermp1, whose product is annotated as endoplasmic reticulum metallopeptidase 1. Lineage: Eukaryota; Metazoa; Chordata; Actinopteri; Cichliformes; Cichlidae. Bases 1 to 2667 code for a protein of 888 amino acids. The transcript is spliced from 15 exons. The record is from RefSeq and is a predicted model, not a curated record. Gene Ontology annotation, biological process: proteolysis. Gene Ontology annotation, molecular function: metalloexopeptidase activity.
AUGGAGGGAGACACCACUGUCCGGAGACUAAAACCCUUUGGGAUUCAACAUUAUGUCGCUCACGACAGUAGCGGAGACCAGGUCCGGUGCGGGAAUAACGGCUACAACGGUGAGCCGAAGAGGAAGCCCGAAGUGAGCCUUUACCUGCUGCGGGAAGGGCUCGCAGCUUCCCUGGUCUCCGUGUUUAUUUUGGUGCUGUGGGGACUCGUUCAUUUGUCAUUGCAGCAACUUGUCGUUGGAAAACCAACGGGCGAGUUUAACGCAGUGCGAGCCAGGCAGCACUUAGAGCAGAUUACUAGUGCUGGUCCUCGGCCAGUGGGCAGCCAGGAGAAUGAGGUCCUGACAGUGGGAUACUUGUUGAAGCAAAUUGAGAACAUCCGGGCUGAGACCGCUGGAGGCCCUCAUCAACUCACGAUUGAUGUUCAGCAUCCCACUGGUACCUUCUCCAUUGAUUUUCUCGGAGGCUUCACUAGCUUCUACGACCGUGUCACCAACAUCGCUGUUAGGCUGGAGCCUAAGGGUGGUGCGGAGCACCUUAUGCUCGCCAACUGCCACUUUGACACAGUGGCCAACAGUCCAGGUGCCAGUGAUGAUGCAGUGAGCUGUGCCGUGAUGCUGGAAGUCCUCCGUUCUCUGGCCAACCAGUCAGCUCUGCUUCACCAUGGCGUCAUCUUCCUGUUUAACGGGGCAGAGGAAAACGUACUGCAGGCCAGUCAUGGCUUCAUUACGCAGCACCCAUGGGCCAAGCAGGUGCGAGCCUUCAUUAACUUGGAGGCUGCAGGUGUUGGUGGCAAGGAGGUUGUUUUCCAGACAGGUCCAGAGAACCCCUGGCUGGUCCAAGCCUACGUGCAAGCAGCAAAACACCCCUUUGCCUCUGUGGUCGGCCAGGAGGUCUUUCAGAGUGGUGUCAUUCCCUCGGACACAGACUUCCGCAUCUAUAGGGACUUUGGUAAUAUCCCAGGGAUUGAUCUGGCUUUCAUUGAAAAUGGCUUUAUCUACCACACCAAGUAUGACACCGCUAACAGGAUCCUGACAGACUCGAUACAGAGAGCAGGUGACAACAUCCUGGCUGUUCUGAAGUACCUGCUAAUGUCAGAGCAGCUGGCUGAUUCCUCAGAGUAUCGUCAUGGCAAUAUGGUAUUUUUUGACCUGUUAGGAGUGAUUGUGGUAGCUUACCCAGCUCGAGUUGGCACUAUUCUCAACUACAUGGUGGCUGCAGCCACUUUCCUGUAUCUGGCCAAGAAAGCAUCACUGCCAGGCAAUGGGGGUGGGCGCUAUGUUCGAGACCUGGCCUGGGCCACUGGUGUAGCGUUGCUCAGUUGGUUUGUCACCCUGCUGUCGGUGCUGAUUGUGGCUCUGCUUGUCACUCUGUUGGGCCACUCCAUGUUUUGGUACAACCAUUUCUAUGCCUCUGUCUGCCUGUAUGGAGCUGCAGCCACUGGCAAGAUGAUCCUCAUACACACACUGGCCAAGAACCUGUAUUAUGGGGGCGUCCGCCUGGUGGAGCUGGGUGACCUUUACUUCGAUGUGAGCUUGUUGCUGUGGUGCUGCAGCCUGGUGUGGCUGACCCAGCGCGGCCUGUGUUCAGCCUACGUGCCCAUGCUAAUGGUGGCUUUCCCUCUGGCUGCCAGACUGCUGCUGGCAAAAGAAUUCAAGCACAAAGGAGCUUCAGUGAAGUACUGCAUACUCUACCUGUUGGGCCUGGCGCUGCCAUAUGUCCACUUCAUGUUUCUCAUCUGGGUGGUGUUUGAGAUUUUCACUCCCAUCAUGGGGCGCAGUGGCACAGAGAUCCCCCCCGAGGUGGUGCUGGCCUCCUUAGUCACACUGGCAACCAUCUUCCUCUCCUCCUUUUUUCUACAUUUCAUCUACUUGGUGCGGAGCACGAAGUGGAUCCUGGCUGGUCUUGGCUUUGUCUUUAUCAUCAUGUUCCUGUUGGUGUCCUGUGGCCUCUUCUUUCCUUAUUCGGGGAGUUCAGACAGCCCACGACCAAAGAGAGUUUUCCUGCAGCAUACAACGCGGACAUUCCACAAUCUCCAGGGCCAGGUGGAGAGCCGAGACUCGGGUCUGUGGAUAAACAGCUUUGACUACACAGGCAUUCAACACAUCACACCCCACAUCCCUGAGCUCAACGAAAGCGUUCGGACCCGCUGCAGAGAGGACCGACCUUUCUGUGGUUACCCCUGGUUCCUGCCUGUCAAGUUCCUCAGCAAGAAGAACUGGUACCUCCCAGCUCCCGAGGUGUCUCCAAGCUCUCCAGUGGAGUUCAGCCUGUUGUCCAAAGAGGAGACGGGCUGGGGAACGAUCAAGAUGACUUUCAGUGUGAAAGGCCCGAGCCACAUGUCUCUGUAUCUGAUGCCUCAUCAAGGUGCCAAGCUCUCCACCUGGUCCUUUGGUGACGGGACGCCUCGGUUUGACCUGAGUGGAGAAUAUUUUAUCUUCUAUUCGCAUGGCCUUGACGCCCCCACAUGGACCUUCUGGUUUGAAAUACAGCCUCCCACAGACCCAGACCCAUCCGGCCCUGAGGGGAUCAUCUCAGUCGCUAUCUCCUCCCAUUAUUUCUUUGGGAAAGACCAGAGGACUGCUCAGUUGGAGGAAAUCCUCCACCGGUUCCCCACGUGGACUUUCCCCUCUUUCUGGGUCAGUACCUAUGACAUGUACCGAUACUGAGGACGUCGCACAUCCCAAGAGGCUGCUGCAGAGGAGAGCUUAGGCCCACAGGGGUCCAUGAGACAGGGAUAGAAGAAAUUACAAGGAACAAUACAGAGGAGCGGCCCUGCUGCCUUUUCACUCAAACUGUAACACACAAAACACGUGCGCUCUACCUAACCAACCUGAGACCCCCAUCACUGUGUCAGUGGGCACUGUAGUUAACCCAGGAGGAAGACACACUCAGUGAUGCCCAGUGCACUGCUCACUCCUGGGUUAGUGACAUGAAGGGGUUACUUUUUGUUGUUGUUGUUUUUGUCUCUACUCGGUCUAUUGUGCCUUUGCUUUACUCGCUUUAACUCACUUUUCCUUUCACGCACAUCCACCCCCAUUCUUCCUCACUCACACCAGCACUCUUCCUGAAUGACUAACAUCACAUGGCUACCUCCACUGCUCUUUAUCAGCAAACCGCUCAGGCCAUCGACAAACCGAGCGUGUCUCUGGCUUCCUCUGCAAAAAUUACACCCCUACCAACCACUCUGUGCAUUGUAGGUGUAAUAACACACUGAUGGAGGUGUUCCUCUCCUCCUCUGAAUUUCAACUGGAAACUUUGACACCUUGAAAGUCACUUUUCAUCAACCUGCACUUGUUAUAUUAUAAGCAGAUAUUUUUUGAUUUAGCCAGCCAGUUAAGUAUGAACUUGCUUGUCCUUCCUUACUAAGACCACUGAUAUAUAUUUUUUUAUUUUCUGCAGCCACAUGUUUUAAUGAGGAAUGUAACAUCUGCUUAAACUGUGGGACGACGUGGCGUGCAGACUGCGCUAAAUGGAAACAGCUGGCCGUAUAUGGCACUGUGUUUCACCUGACGUGUUUAUGCAAAUGUUUGAUUUUGAUUUGGGGUUCGAGAUUGUUUGAGACUAUCCCCUGAGUCUUGUGGGUGACUCCACGGAGGCGCCGCAGUCAAACCUUUGCAUCCAUGUCAGAUUUGCUCUUACUGUAGUAAUAACUGCACUUUUUUUUUUUUUUUAAAGAAAAAAACAAAAACUUGACUGUGCUCCGAGCUGUCUCCAGCAGCACCACUGAAUGUUUAAAUGAAUCUUUUGUUUCAUGAACAGAAGCAGAGCUACAAUGUCGUUUUUCUGCUGCUCCCAGAUUUUCAAAUGGGAUGCUCUGCUUUUGUUUAUUGUAUAUGAAAGUAAAUGAAUUACCUUUUGGGUUUUGGACUGUGAGUCAGAUCAUUUAUGUCGGGGACCUGGGAUGGGCUUCUCUUACCACUUUUUGAUCUUUCCUUUUCUUGAAUGUAAAACGGUGCACUGGUGCUGCUGGAGAACUCAUUUUUUGUUUGUUUGUUUUUACCUCUCAUUUCAUGCAGAGCUCCAUUUUUUUUUUUUCUGUAGCCCACAACCACAGUCCAGCCAGUCAGCUUCACAUAGUGUCACCAUUACCUCCAGAGUGAUCAAACCAACACUGAGAUAAACAUUUCAGAUUGAACGCUACUGCUGGAUAAAGCUAACAUAGAUUAACUAAUGGUGGAAAGAGAGAUUAUUUUAAUGGUUUAUAAACCGUCACCCUGUUUGUCUGUGGGCUACCUCCGUUUUCAGAUUUAUCCAUACUGUUCUCUUAAAUGUUACACACCUGUGUUUUACGAAAGUCAGACUUCCUGACUUUAUGACUCCUUUAAUGGAGUCAACGGUGGAAUCGGUUUGUUGAUUAACUGAGCAAAGGUCAUCGUGAACCAUGUUGUCCGCCCAGCUCGAGUCCCACAAAACGAGAAAUCACAAUGAAAGGAGGCCUUAAAGUUUUGCUUCCAAAGAUGCACAAAAUGCUGUUGUGAACAUAAACAUCUCAGUGGUCUUAAAAGCUAUCAAGUGCCACACUGUAAAGCAUUUUCAUGCACCUUGAUUGUUAACAUCCGUCACAGCCUUCAACAGAUUGGCCCCACUAUGCUUUUUUUUUUUUUUCCUCCGUUCUUUUUAUGCACCGGAUGAGCGAAACUGAAAAUCACAAACAAUUUAAAGUUGUGAAAUUGAUAUUAAGCAUCCAGAAAUCCAGCCUGGAGCUGUUCUGGAGCUACUUCUCAGCAGCUGAGUUUGUGUGCAUGUUCACUCACAGGUCAGAUCAAAAAGCUGAAAGCUGAUUCUUUUUGCUGGUUUCAUAGCAAGGAAUUAACUUUCGUCUUAACUUGAACAAUACGUGCUUGAAGCGCUCUGACUCCACCUGUUGAUAAAGACAGUGUGAUGCAGGCGAAAGCUCCCACUUUGGACCUUGUGCUGGUUUUUGUCCAGUCAGAUGAACUUAUCAGAUGACUGCUGCAAAGAGUUUUUGCUUCUAUUCUAAGUUUUUUGGGGUUUUUUUUGCCAUUUACCUCAUGAUAACAUGCAUCACCUCACCCCUCUGAUGAGUCUCUACAGUUUGAUUUGCACGCUGCACUAAAACCUUGGGGAAAAAAAAACCUACUUGUACGAUCCUUGCUGAUGUAAACAGAGAUCAGGGCUCAGAGAUGUCUUCUCAUGUUGACCUUUGAUGUAACACCCUUUAAGGGGCUCCUGAAGAUAAGCCACUUAGUGUUUUUUUUUUUUUUCUUUUUCAAGGACAGAAGAUGGAUCUAUAUUUGAUAGUCGAUGCAGGAGUUGAAGCUUUAUUAGCUGUUUUCUAAAAAUGUGUUGCUCAGUAGCAUUGCGAUUGAUUUCAGAGACCGCAGGAAAGCAAAGAGAUGGUAAACACUUCGAAUUGUGGCGAAAAAACGUGACAAUUUUUACAUCGAAUGGAUGACUGACAGCAUAAGAAGGUGGCAGGUACUGCUGUAAAUGUGGGAUGGAGCAGGGAGACGCUGUGAAAUGGCUCAUUACACUGCUGGUGCUCCCACUGUUAGACUAAAGCUCACAGCGAGCGCCGUCAGUGAGCAUUACAUAACAAAAAAAAAGAACACACUCCUUUUCAGAAAUAAGUGAGUCUAAUUUUACUUUGUGACAGGAUCUAAUGUAAUAGUGUGAGCUAGUGUAGACUCAGAGGCUGACAAAGCACUGCACGUUUUUGUUGUCGAGUGCGAAUUCACACUUUGGACUUUAUCACACAAAAGAGUCAAGUUUAAAAAAAAAAAAGUCCAUAUCAGUUCGAGAAAGACACUCUUUAACUGUACUCUUAUGGAACGUGUUCAAAUGUCUUAAAAAUAUAAAGUUAAGUUUUUUGUUUCCUUUAAAUUGACCUUUCACCCACACCUGUAACUGUUCAAUGUUUGUUUUCAAAGUUAAGCCGAGAUGUGUUCAAACGAGACUGAUUUUUUUUUUCUUCUGAUCGUCACAUAACUAUUAGGUUUCUCCCUUGAAGCUGAAACUGUUUCACUGUUCUUAAAAAUGCAUCUUUGUUUCCUGAGUUGGAAUUAUUGACUGUUGAGCUGUUUAACAGGCUAUCCAUCUGUUCAAUGGAGGGGGUGAUUUUUACAUUAUGCAAAAAGUUUGAAUUAAUUUAGCACUUGUACAGCAAUUAAAAUGCUUCUUAAGUUAA